Panthera uncia (snow leopard) is the source of this 1439-nucleotide messenger RNA. It is a transcript of the gene MARCHF4, whose product is annotated as membrane associated ring-CH-type finger 4. Gene Ontology annotation, molecular function: zinc ion binding; ubiquitin-protein transferase activity. Bases 1 to 1236 code for a protein of 411 amino acids. Lineage: Eukaryota; Metazoa; Chordata; Mammalia; Carnivora; Felidae. The record is from RefSeq and is a predicted model, not a curated record. The transcript is spliced from 4 exons. Gene Ontology annotation, biological process: protein ubiquitination.
AUGCUGAUGCCCCUGAGUGGACUCUUCUGGUGGUGGUGCUGCUGCUGCUGUGCCCGCUCCUGCUGUGGAUUGUGCGCCCCGGCUCCCCAGAUGUUGCGCCACCAGGGUCUCCUCAAGUGCCGCUGCCGCAUGCUCUUCAAUGACCUGAAGGUUUUUCUACUGCGGCGCCCCCCUCCAGCGCCCCUGCCCAUGCACGGAGACCCCCAGCCCCCCAGCUUGGCGGCCAACAACAACACCCUUCCGGCUCUAGGUGCCGGGGGGUGGGCAGGCUGGAGGGGCCCUCGAGAAGGGGUGGGCAGGGAGACCACUCCUCUGCCACCUCCACCACCUUUGCCACCUUCUUCUGUGGAAGAUGACCGGGGUGGCCCAGCCACAGAGCCACCCGCCUCGCUGCUCAGCAGUGCCUCCUCAGAUGACUUCUGUAAGGGGAAGGCUGAGGAUUGCUACUCACUGGGCAGCAGCCUGGACAGUGGCAUGAGGACCCCGCUCUGCCGCAUCUGCUUCCAGGGCCCGGAACAGGGGGAGCUGCUGAGCCCAUGCCGCUGUGAUGGCUCGGUCAAGUGCACGCACCAGCCCUGCCUCAUCAAGUGGAUCAGCGAGCGGGGCUGCUGGAGCUGUGAGCUGUGUUACUACAAGUAUCACGUCAUCGCCAUAAGCACAAAGAAUCCUCUGCAGUGGCAGGCCAUCUCUCUGACAGUCAUUGAGAAGGUGCAGAUUGCAGCCGCCAUCUUGGGUUCCCUCUUCCUCAUUGCCAGUAUCUCUUGGCUCAUCUGGUCGACCUUCAGUCCCUCGGCAAAAUGGCAGCGCCAAGACCUCCUCUUCCAGAUCUGCUAUGGGAUGUACGGAUUCAUGGACGUGGUGUGCAUAGGUCUCAUCGUGCACGAGGGACCCUCUGUGUACCGCAUCUUUAAACGGUGGCAGGCUGUCAACCAGCAGUGGAAAGUGCUGAACUAUGACAGGACGAAAGACCUGGAAGAUCAAAAGUCAGGAGGCAGGACAAACCCCCGGACCUCCUCAUCCACCCAGGCCGAUGUCCCCUCCUCCGAAGAGGAGGCUGUGGGCGCCCCUGGCCCUGAGGAAGGCCCUACCAGGGCGGCCAGCCACCCCUCAGGCCCUCUGUCCGAUCACCACUGUGCUUACACCAUCCUGCACAUCUUGAGUCACUUACGACCUCAUGAACAGCGGGGACCCCAGGGCGGGAGCCGGGAGCUUGUCAUGAGGGUCACGACAGUGUGAGGCGAGAGACCUGGAAAGGAGGCCGUGACCAUGCACAGAGAUGGGGAGGCUGGGCCAGGAAGGGGCCAAGGCCUGGCAGGCCACAGUCUGGGGAGCAGGUGUGGGGAGGCAAAGUGGCAUCCCAGGGGCUGGAGCAGACGGCAGGCAGAAGGCAGUGGGCCUCGUGGGGGCCCUGGAGGCAGGGUCAGAGCUGGAGCGAGUGA